This is a messenger RNA of Thyridium curvatum, 756 nucleotides long. RefSeq lists its product as uncharacterized. The record is from RefSeq and is a predicted model, not a curated record. Bases 1 to 756 code for a protein of 251 amino acids. Lineage: Eukaryota; Fungi; Ascomycota; Sordariomycetes; Thyridiales; Thyridiaceae. Gene Ontology annotation, biological process: regulation of DNA-templated transcription. The transcript is spliced from 3 exons. Gene Ontology annotation, molecular function: zinc ion binding; DNA-binding transcription factor activity, RNA polymerase II-specific.
AUGAACGCUGCCCAAAACGGACCGGGGCCCGAGGGGCACGAGGGCCUCGAUGCAUCUACCAAGCGAGCGAUUCGAUGUGACAAGGAGUCCCCGUGCUCCAACUGCCGCGUCGCCCAGAGGGCGUGCAGCUCCACGGGCAUCGGCCAGAAGCCCAAGGAGACGAGACAGCGGGUCCUCAUCUCCACGCAAUACGAGAGGAAGAUAGAUCAGAUCGAGGACCGGCUCGGUAGCAUCGAGAGGCUUCUGCAAAAACUCACCACAGAACCGGAACGCGGCAGCGGCGUCCACUGGCCCUCCCGCGCGCCGUCGCACCACGAUCCCACCAGCUCGAGGGGCUUCACCGCCACCCCGUCCUCGUCGUCCGCCGCGGGGACGCCCGGCGGCGUGCCAGCAAACGAGUCUCGCAACGGCGGCGCCGGUGGCAACGACGACUCGACAUUUGAGGGCAACUCGUCGCUGUCGGCCCACACGGCCUUUGCCAGCGAGUUCCUCGAGCACGCCGUCGAGCGCACGCCGCUGCUCGACCUGAGCCCCAACAUGAGCGGCGCGCUGGCGACCCUCAAGCAGAUGGUCAGCAUGCACAACGCGGGGACCACGUCGCAGGAGCUCCGGUUCCCGAACCAGAAGCCCCUGCCCAAGGGCGGCCUGCGGGAGCUGCCCAUGCCGCCGAUGGAGAUGGUCGUCGAGAUGCUGCGGGCGGCAAGAGGCAUGUACAAGAGAGGGGGAGAGACAGAGGUAGUUGAGGCUGUAUGCUAA